AUUCCUAACUUGUGUAAAAUCCUUUACAUCACAAUCAUCAGUUAUCAUCUUAACACAAUAUUCACAAUGUCAAAGCAGCAAAAAUUGAAUUCAGCCAUCAAAUAUUUGAUCAUUUACGUCUGUGCUUUUCCUCUCUAAACAUCCUCCAAGAAAAAGGCCUGUGUAGUUGAAUUAAAUGUACCUCUGAAAUGUGGUGGAGUUGAAGUACAAAGUAGCACACACUGGAAAUAAUCAAGUCAACAAGUAUCUCUAAAUGUGCUUAUGUACAGCACUUGAGUAUAUGUAAUUAGUUGCCUUUCACCACUGGUGGUAGUGCUUGUGGGUUUUUGCUUUCACAAUUAGUACAGGCAGGCUAUACACCUGGAAUGGCAUGUCACACAAGUGGGUGUGUCCAUGCAGGCAGGUAGGCCAUGUCCAAACCUGCUCUCCUUGUCUGCUGUUGCUUUAAACCAGCUCCACAUACCUGCAUUGAGGAUACUGGAACACUGUCUCCCUGCAUUUGUCUCAAUCUGUCUCUGGAAGUUGUUCUUAUCGCAGACAUGUCGAUCAAAGUGUUUUAUACCAGCGUAAGCGGUUCCAUAAAGAUAAAGAAACAUCAGCAAAAAAUCUUUGAUGUCCUGGAUAGCAAAAAGAUCAACUACGAAGCUGUGGACAUUGCUCAGGAUCCUGAACACAAAGCAGCAAUGAGGGAGUUGGCCAAGGACGAUUCUGCACUGCCCCCUCAGAUAUGCAAUGGAGAACACUACUGUGGGGACUACACAGCAUUUGAAAUUGCAGUGGAGGAUGAAACAUUGGAUGGAUUUCUCAAGCGCUAAAAAGAAUUGGGACAGCCAUGAGACAAC
This is a messenger RNA of Anoplopoma fimbria (sablefish), 842 nucleotides long. RefSeq lists its product as uncharacterized. Bases 411 to 815 code for a protein of 134 amino acids. The record is from RefSeq and is a predicted model, not a curated record. Lineage: Eukaryota; Metazoa; Chordata; Actinopteri; Perciformes; Anoplopomatidae. The transcript has 3 exons. Gene Ontology annotation, cellular component: cytoplasm.